AUGUGGAAUGGGGCUCGCAGUCAGCAGGCGAGCAUCGAGAGGCGCCGCAACAACGAGAAAGAAAGAAAAGCCCGAAUUUUUAACGACAAGGUAAGAACCAUCGGGAUUGACAAGGAAGGCCUUGACAAACAGCUGGAGGAGAGAAAGCGAGAGAAAGAUGCGGAAAAACUAGAACAAGAUACCUUUGAUGCCCAAAUGCUGCAUAAUUCCAAACAAGCGCACCUCCUCCAAAUCAAACAAGAAAGGGAGAAACAAGCGAAACAGAGGGCCAGCUAUCAGGAUCAGUAUGAGAAGGCCAUGCGGCAGCGGGAGUUGGAUCGGGAUGUCUCUCAAGGAGCUGUUGAGCACAUGAUGCCUCCUGGUAUGGCAGGUGAGGACCCAGAAAGUGAUAGCAGGGUGUGCAGGCAGAGAGAACAGCUCAGGGAGUGGCUGCUCCAGCAACAGGAAGAGCAAGCCUGGGAAAAAGAAAGACAGAAGAUGGAAAAGUUGGAUUACGACAAGCUCAGGGUACACAUGGACAGCGUCGCUAUGGAGCUUGAGAACGCUGAGAAGGAGAGCAGGAAAAAAACGGCAGUUGAAACGACUAAGUUCAAUCAGACCAUGGCCGAAGAGAGGCAUCGCCAGGAGAGGGAACUCAAGGACAACCCCCUCCGAGAUCUGCUGCCAAGUAAGGUGGGCGCACCUGGUCUUUUUCCCAGCCGCGACCGGAGACCACCUGCUGAGAGCUGGCAGCAGAUGAAAAAGUUCUGGAACCUUCAAAUACAAGAUAAAAUGAUGAGCAAAUUAGAAGGGAUCCAAGAGGCGCAACACUACGACCGUUUCUGCUCCAAAACGGAACGUACGGCUCUGAUCGUGCAGAGGCAGCAGGAGCAGCAGAGGAAGCAGCUCCGACAACAACUGGACCACUGCAACAACAAAGCGGCUGAAUACGACAGACGCAACAGACCUGACAUUAAAAGAGGAGGAAUCGAUGACAGCUUCUUCUCCAAAUUCAAUACCUGCAGUCGAUAGAAGACCACUCAGGACGUGUUAAGAUUCCAAAUCGCUCAAAAAUGCAGUACCAUACAAACCAUCCACAAAUGUUCCGUUCAUCCAUAGUUGAACAUUCGAAGUGACAGAGUGAGCCCGUCUGUCAUGGCGUAGCCAGCAGUGACGUGUGGUGAGCUUGAUGGCUGGUGAGGCCUGACUCCUUUAAUAAUUAAAUGAUAAU
This is a messenger RNA of Dunckerocampus dactyliophorus (ringed pipefish), 1210 nucleotides long. RefSeq names its product RIB43A-like with coiled-coils protein 2. Bases 1 to 1011 code for a protein of 336 amino acids. The record is from RefSeq and is a predicted model, not a curated record. The transcript has a single exon. NCBI's taxonomy places the organism in Eukaryota, Metazoa, Chordata, Actinopteri, Syngnathiformes, Syngnathidae.